AUGUCCUCACAAUCCAAGCCUCUCCCGCGUCCGAGCCCUGCCCACGUCCAGACAAACCUGGGCAUGCAACGUCCUGCCGCAGCUCCCCCCUCGGCAAUCAGCGCGUCCUCGAAGGCCUCCAAUUCCCAGCAUGGAUCUCCCAUCAUGUCUCCAGAAUCUCUCUUCACCACCAAUUCCUCCAUACAAGCAUCGCCGGACUGCAUACGGCCUCAGCUCGAUGAUCCGGUCUCCUCGGGGUUCCAGCUGCCCGAAGCCAUCAUAUCCCGAAGAACCAGCGCGAACUCUCUCGGGCCCAGCUGUUCGGGAAGCCCCGGCGCUCCUGCCGACGGCCUGAUUCGACGGAUAUCCAGCCGAGCAUCAAGGCGGCUCUCUAGCAAAGGGCGCCAGAACUCGGCUGCCCCCUCGAGUCGCGAAACGAGCGUUGGCCCCUGCUUCUGGCGGAAACGCAGCGACAGCAGUGUGACCGUCCCCGAAUUUGGUCUCGUCAACACGGACUCCGAGUCUGAUAUGGAAGACGACUGGGUUUCCUGGUCCGCAAACUAUUUCGACGGCACCCGAGACUCGCCGACUGACAGCACCACUGGCUCCAUCAGCAGCAAAUCGAACACCAUGGAAGGCCCUGUCAUCCCGCUGCAGCUGAAGCAGGGGACCCUACUGAAGAAGGUGUCCAAGAAGAACCGCUCCAAGCUCGUACUCCUCUCGUACGACCCCGAGACGAACAAGCUAUUGUGGGAUCGUGCGCGCCCACACAAGUUCCUCCAUGUCGACGAGAUCAAGGAGAUUCGGACAGGGUCGGAUGUCCAGCAGUACUGCCGCGACUUUGGCAUCCCGGAAUGGGAGCGCUCGAGAAUGUUUUCUAUUCUCUAUGCCGUCCCUGAUAAGUCAAAGUUCAAGUUCCUUCAUCUCAUCGCCGAUGUCACCGAAAUCUACCAGAUGUGGACCACCUUUCUGUAUGACAUGCUGAGGCAUCGCCAGGAGGUCAUGACUUCUUUGAUGACCUUUAACGAGAAGGCAAUCAAUCAAUACUGGCAAUCAGAGAUGCAGAAGCACAACUCGGAAGAUCAGGAAGAGCUCGAUAUCACGGGCGUCAAGCGGAUAUGCCAAAACUUACACAUCUACAGCUCGCAGGCAAUCCUUGAAGUCAACUUCCGCCUCGCCGAUGCCCGGGGCCACGGAAAACUCAACUAUCCCGAGUUCCUCAAGUUUGUGCGUCUCAUGCGGCAGCGGCAUGACGUGCGCCAACUCAUGAAGAGUAUAGCAGCAAGGCCUGAGGUUGGACUCACCCUUGACGAGUUCCUCGACUUCCUUCGGAAUAUUCAGAAGGAGGACGUCUCGAACCGCGCUGCCUGGGAGAAGACCUUUACCAAGUUUGUCCGCAAGCACAGAAAUGACGACCCGAGCGCCGAGGUCAGCGCUGAGGAUCUCAGCAUCAUGUCAGAGACGGCCUUCAUUGGGUUCUUGAGCUCCAGGCAAAACAUGCCUACCAUAGAUGAGCAGCAGGAGUUUACGCUUGACCGCCCCAUGAACGAGUACUUCAUCUCUAGCUCACACAAUACCUAUCUUCUGGGACGCCAAGUUGCGGGUCAAUCCAGCAUCGAAGGAUACAUUUCAGCCCUCGUGAGAGGAUGCCGCUGUGUUGAAGUCGACUGCUGGGAUGGCAAUGACGGCCAGCCCUCCGUUGUUCAUGGCCGCACACUCACCAGCGCCAUCAGUUUCCAGGAGGUCAUGACCACCAUUCAAAAGUACGCAUUUGUCAAGUCAAAGUUCCCUCUCUGGAUCUCGCUCGAGGUACACUGCAACCCUACGCAGCAGGCCAUCAUGGCCAAGAUCAUGAAGGACACGCUCGGUGACAUGCUUGUUACGGAGCCAUUGGAUCCCAACUCGUCCAAGCUACCUUCCCCUUCGGAGCUAAUGGAGCGUAUCCUCAUCAAGGUCAAACAGCCACGGAUGAGCAAGGAUGAUGCCGCCAGUGGCGACGUAUUGAACACCCGAAAGCGAGGAAACAGUCUUAGCUCUUCGUUCACACGACCAGCCAACUCGGAUCCUCCUGCGCUUUCUACCUCCCAAUCGGUUCCUCAGAGCCCUCUCCUUAAUCCCAGCAACUCCCGUAACCUGAAGUUUGCUGGAAAGAGCCGGGUCAACACCAUCGCCGAAGGCGAGGUGCAAGAACCGCAGGCAAAUGCCAACAGCGACACUGACAGUGGGAGCGAGCAUGGCUCGUCCAAGGGAUCCAACAACAUUGUUCCAGUGCUGGGCAAGCUGGGAGUGUACUGUGCUGGCCUCAAGUUCUCAGGUUUCGAUGCACCGGCGGCCAAGAAGUUCAAUCACAUAUUCUCCUUUAUGGAGAGUAGCUUUGCCAAACAUGCCCGGACCAAGGAGGAGAAGAUGCAGUUGGACAUUCACAAUAUGCGCUACCUCAUGCGCGUUUACCCAGAUGGCGCACGGUUGACUUCAAGUAACUUUGACCCCAUUUCCUACUGGCGUCGCGGCGUCCAGAUGGCCGCCUUGAACUGGCAAACGUUUGACCUGGGUAUGCAAGUCAACCAGGCCAUGUUCGAGGGCGGCACAGACUCGUCUGGAUACGUCCUCAAGCCGCAAGAGCUCCGCGACAUCCAAGUGCUUCCAUACAAUCAGGCCGUCAACGAGGCUCUUGCCCAGGGCAAGAAGGAGCGGUCCGUCGUAUCGUUUGGCAUCGACGUCAUCUCCGCCCAACAGCUGAUGCGGCCCGCAAACUUGGCUGCAAGCAAGUCGAUGGACUUUUACGUCGACGUCGACGUGUUCCACGCAAACGACAAGCGCAACAAGAAAGACAGGGACCUUGAGCUGUGCCAUGAGCCUGACUCGCCUUUACUUCGUCACACCGAAGUGAUCCGCGAGAAUGGCUUCAACCCAAUGUUCAACAACGGCCAGUUCCGCUUCAAGGUUACAACCAAGCACCCAGAGCUGAUCUUUGUUCGCUGGUCCGUCAGACUGUCUAGCGAUGGCGAAAGCUACAGCAGCAGCUCCAAGGAGAAGCCCCCGAUGGCCAGCUACACCGCCAAGCUGAGCAAUCUCAGGAAUGGAUACCGCACGCUGCCGCUCCUCAACCACGCUGGAGAGCAGUAUUUGUUCUCCACCCUCUUUUGCAAGAUUGACGUUGAUCCUAUCGAGAAGAAAUACAUUGACGUUCCCCAAACCGCGCAAGAAGGAGGCAGCAAACUCAACCGCUUGGGCGGUAGGGUAUUCGGACGAACCAGCGGAAGCCCCCGGAGCACCAUGGAAAAGGGCAGCGCGGAGAAGCGCAGCUUCGAGAGCAACUGA
Messenger RNA from Trichoderma reesei QM6a, 3300 nucleotides. RefSeq names its product phospholipase C. The transcript is spliced from 2 exons. The record is from RefSeq and is a predicted model, not a curated record. Gene Ontology annotation, biological process: lipid metabolic process; phosphatidylinositol-mediated signaling. NCBI's taxonomy places the organism in Eukaryota, Fungi, Ascomycota, Sordariomycetes, Hypocreales, Hypocreaceae. Gene Ontology annotation, molecular function: calcium ion binding; phosphatidylinositol-4,5-bisphosphate phospholipase C activity. Bases 1 to 3300 code for a protein of 1099 amino acids.